AUGCUGGACCCAACGGCCGUGGAACAAUUUACGUCGAUUACAGGCGCGGACGCUGCAACUGCAAGGUUUUUCCUCUCCGCUACCGGGGACGACAUGGAUGCAGCGGUUACGACCUUCUUCGAGACCGGGGGUGUGAUGCCGGCUGGAGCCACCCUUCCGACAACGACAGCGCGACCGGCUCCUACCCGACCACCGCCGUCAAAUUCGAAUCCUCCUGCCCAACCCGCUCGCCAACGGCGUCCUGCUGCGUCGGGCGUUGCCACGCUAAACUCUUUGCGUGAGGCACCGGAAGAUGACGAGCGAAACAGCUACUAUGCCGGCGGGGAGAAAUCUGGUCAGGUCAUUCAAGACCCUCACAAACGGAAAACCCAACCGGAUGCGUCAGCAUCGGCCAGCAACAGCGGCAACAACCCGUCCACCGAGGGUGAAGCACCGGAGAACCCGAAUCUCGCAGACGCCAUCUUCGAGCGAGCUCGUGAGCGUGGGCCUCGCACAGAUGAAGACCGCGAGGCGUUUGACGGGCCACAAACAUUCACCGGCGCCGGGUAUCGUCUCGGAGAUACUGACAGACCGCCUACUGUUGGGCCAGAUAUUUUGGUGAGGAGGAACAUAACUCGCAAUUUAACAUUUUACGCAAACGGGUUUACGGUCGAUGAUGGACCGCUCCGAGGCUUUGAUGACCCGGAGAAUGAGGCCUUUCUGGCUGAUGUCAAUCGAGGAGUAGUCCCAAGAGAGAUGGAGGAGCCCGGUGUAGGCGACGUCAGCAUUACCCUUAUCGACAAAAAGGGCGAAGAUUACGUCGCUCCAAAGAAAAAGAUUGUUCCCUUCUCGGGUGGCGGACAGCGUCUUUCUGAUGGUCCCUCAUCGGCAGCGCCAGCAGCGCCCGCUGAUGGCGUGAAUGCAGAGAACGCUGCCGCCUCUGUUUCUGUUGACGAGUCGCGUCCCGUGGCUUCUAUUCAGGUCAGGCUCAGCGAUGGCACAAGAUUAGUCGCAAGAAUGAAUGAGGACAACACUGUGCGGGAUCUACGAAGCUUCGUUGCAGCCUCUAGACCUGGCGUCGCUAGCUUCACGCUAGCAACAUCAUAUCCCCGCAAAAUACUGGAUGAUGACGAUAAGACCAUCAAGGAGGCCCAGCUGAAGGGUGCUGUCGUUUUGCAAACCUUAAAAUAGAUGCAAGCUUUUGAAAACGUGCUCCAGGCCUUCUGAGAGAAGGAGUUGCUAUACUCGGAUGAGACUGUGAUAUUGAUUGUCAAGCAAUUGACAACGUUCUUACAAUUUUUCCAUUCACGACCCAAUCCUUCACGAUAAUCUUGCUCUCGCCCUUACACUCUUUUCCAAUAUGGUGUUUUCCGGUGCAUAUAACUGCAGAGGGAGGGUGGACGGAGAGUCUCGUCGGGAGCUGGAGAGAAGGGAAAGCAAUUCUCUUGUUCCUUGCGUGUAUUUGUAGUGGUUUAUGUUUCGAGAACACGCGUAGCACAAAGUAUUUCACAUGGCCUCUGAACAGUAAUGUUACCCUCGGUCUGCGUGAGGCGAAGGUAUCAAGCCGCUACAUCCAAAGGUCUAUUGCGCUGAAAUGGCGAUGGCGUAUUGCCUCCCUUGCAACCGAGGAAAACCCGUAGAAACAGCGAAGUCUUCUCGCGAGAGAAAGUCAUUUCUUGGCCUGGAUUGCACUGACACGUGUACACAUGUACACGUACGUGUGACCGUUUUGUGAUGCAAGCGCUCCAGUGAAUCAAGAAUUUGAUCCGUUUAAACCAGCCAUUCACGAAGGCCCAGACA
Messenger RNA from Chondrus crispus (carragheen), 1779 nucleotides. RefSeq lists its product as hypothetical. Gene Ontology annotation, cellular component: nucleus; cytosol. Gene Ontology annotation, molecular function: ubiquitin binding. NCBI's taxonomy places the organism in Eukaryota, Rhodophyta, Florideophyceae, Gigartinales, Gigartinaceae. The record is from RefSeq and is a predicted model, not a curated record. The coding region runs from base 1 to 1170 and encodes 389 amino acids. The transcript has 2 exons. Gene Ontology annotation, biological process: autophagosome assembly; proteasome-mediated ubiquitin-dependent protein catabolic process; membrane fusion.